Tuber melanosporum (Perigord truffle) is the source of this 1275-nucleotide messenger RNA. RefSeq lists its product as uncharacterized. Bases 205 to 1089 code for a protein of 294 amino acids. Gene Ontology annotation, molecular function: phosphoglycolate phosphatase activity; alkaline phosphatase activity. The record is from RefSeq and is a predicted model, not a curated record. The transcript has 3 exons. Lineage: Eukaryota; Fungi; Ascomycota; Pezizomycetes; Pezizales; Tuberaceae.
CGGCUCGCUCCAAACCCGAUCUAUCGGGGAGAUUAAUGCACCCUGUGCUAUCAUACCCACCGUGGCCUACCCGUUGCCAUUUUUCCUUCUUCCCUUCUUCCCCUUCCCUCCAAACCCACGUUUUCAGCUCCCCGUUACUGGACAGUACCAUAAUAUCAACUCCACGAUAAACACACCACGAUUGAAAAAAAAGAAACAAAAACAAUGCCACCACAAAAACUCAGCGGAAAGCCAGAAGAAUUGGCAGCGUUUAUCGAUAAGUUUGAUAUCUUCCUCUUCGACUGCGACGGCGUCCUCUGGCAAGGCGCAAGCCUCCUCCCCCGCACGGCCGAAACCAUCGCUCACCUCCGCAGCCUGGGCAAGCAACUCCUCUUCGUGACCAACAACUCCACAAAGUCUCGCACAACUUACCAGGCCAAGCUCCAAGGUCUCGGCAUCCCCUGCGGCAUCAACGAGAUAUUCUGCAGCGCUUACUCCUCGGCCAUCUACAUAUCCCGCGUGCUGCGGCUGCAGCGGGACAAGAGGGUCUACGUGAUCGGCGAAUCCGGCAUCAAGGAGGAGUUGGCCACGGAGGGGGUCGCCUACAUCAGUGACGAUGGCGGCGAUAUCACGCCCGAGGACUACGACUCGUUCGGUCCCGAUGAGGACGUCGGUGUCGUCCUGUGCGGCCUUGAUCACGCUAUUUCGUAUAGGAAGUUGGCGCGGGCAUACCAGUACCUCCGUAAUCCCGGGACUGUCUUUCUGGCCACCAAUAUAGAUUCAACGUUUCCAACGCAUGGGAAAUUGUUCCCCGGCGCUGGUGCUAUGUCUGCGCCUUUGACCUACAUGACUGGACGCACGCCCGUGUCGCUGGGGAAGCCAUCGCAGGCCAUGAUGGACGCGAUCGAAGGGGUGCUCGAGUUUGAUAGGAAGAGGGCUUGCAUGGUCGGGGAUCGCCUGGAUACAGAUAUUCGCUUCGGCAUCGAGGGCGGCUUGGGCGGGACCUUGGCCGUUUUGACGGGCGUUUCUACUGAGGAGGAGAUCCUCGAGGAGGGGGCCACCGUCGUGCCCGAUGCCUAUCUUGAUAGGCUUUGUGAUAUACUGGGGUGAUUGCUUUUUCUUCUUUCUUUUUUUUCCUGGCUUUUUUAAAUUACCUUACUCUCUGGAGAGGUUGCUUCCGUGCAUCCUAGAUUGCCUGAUUGGACGGACAUAUCAAAUAAAUGAGCCCAACUUAGCGUAGAUAUGGUCGAAUAGUCUACCGAGUUAUAGAAAAAUAAAAAUUUGUAGCAAGAAAAA